AUGACACAGCCAAACGUAACCGAUAAGGCGAAAUUGCCGUUCACCGAGCAGCACUACUUCUCCUCGUAUGACCAUUUUGGAAUUCACGAGGAAAUGUUGAAGGAUACGACUAGAACCUUGAGUUACAGAUCUGCCAUGUUCAAAAACAAGGAUCUCUUCAAGGGUAAAAUCGUUUUGGAUGUCGGAUGUGGUACUGGUAUUCUUUCUAUGUUUGCUGCCAAGGCUGGUGCCAAACAUGUGUAUUCUGUUGAUAUGUCUAACAUCAUUGAGAAGGCCAGAGAAAUUGUCGCUUUGAAUGGAUUUGAAGACAAGAUCACGUUGAUCCAGGGUAAAUUGGAGGACAUUGACUUGCCAGUUGACAAGGUCGAUAUCAUUGUAUCUGAAUGGAUGGGCUACUUUUUGUUGUACGAAUCUAUGUUGGAUACUGUGUUGUAUGCCAGAGACAAGUACUUAGUAGAAGGAGGAUUGAUUUUGCCCGACAAGUGCUCGAUGUACAUUGCUGGUAUUGAAGACGGUCAAUACAAAGCUGAGAAAAUCGCCUACUGGGAAGAUGUGUACGGAUUCGACUACUCUCCUUUCAUCAAGGUAGCUAUGGUUGAGCCAUUGGUUGACACCGUAGACAACCAGUCGUUGAUUACUACUCCACACAAGUUUUUUGAGUUUGACAUCAACAAAGUAACCAAGGAACAGUUGGCUUUCCACCGUCAUUUCAAGUUAAAGGCUAUUGACUCUGAUUUCUGUCACGCAUACAUCGUUUGGUGGGAUGCUGAGUUCCCAGGCAAGGAAAAGGUAGUUUUACCUACUGGCCCCAUGACCCACUACACUCAUUGGAAACAAACUGUUUUCUACAUGGAUCAAGUCUUGGACCUCAAGAAGGGUGACAUUAUCGAAGGUAGUAUUGCUUCCAGACCCAACUCCGCCAACCCAAGAGAGUUGGAUAUCGAAAUCGGCUGGAACCUCAAGACCACCUCCAAUGACAAGUCUAGAGAAAAACAGGGCAAGUACAACUACUUCAUGCGUUAA
Molecule: messenger RNA, 1023 nt
Organism: Scheffersomyces stipitis CBS 6054
Lineage: Eukaryota; Fungi; Ascomycota; Pichiomycetes; Serinales; Debaryomycetaceae
Gene: HMT1
Product: protein-arginine omega-N methyltransferase
Exons: 1
Coding region: 1-1023 (340 amino acids)
Biological process (GO): peptidyl-arginine methylation
Cellular component (GO): nucleus
Molecular function (GO): protein-arginine N-methyltransferase activity
Source: RefSeq, a predicted model, not a curated record